Manduca sexta (tobacco hornworm) is the source of this 4499-nucleotide messenger RNA. RefSeq names its product myc box-dependent-interacting protein 1 (gene Amph). Lineage: Eukaryota; Metazoa; Arthropoda; Insecta; Lepidoptera; Sphingidae. The record is from RefSeq and is a predicted model, not a curated record. The transcript has 10 exons. Gene Ontology annotation, cellular component: cytoplasm; plasma membrane. Gene Ontology annotation, molecular function: protein binding; phospholipid binding. The coding region runs from base 188 to 1630 and encodes 480 amino acids.
GGCGGCGCUAGAGUGACAAAUAUCUUUCAUUCGCGGCAGUCCUAGUUUAUUGGUCUCUGGGCAGUCCUAAACGGCGACAGCACGCAUUUGGAUUUUGACGUGUGACAGUAAGUAGCUGCAGCCAAAUUCGGUUGCAGGUUGAUAGUGUAUCGUAAUAAAGACGUUCGGUAAUGAAACAGUGAUUGAAAUGGCCGAGAGUAAAGGUGCGUUAAUCGCGAAAACAGUGCAAAAACAUGCCGGACGGGCGAAGGAAAAGCUCCUCCAGAACCUUGGCAAGGUAGACAGGACCCUCGAUGACAUCUUCGAAGAACACCUGCAGAACUUCAACCGGCAGCACCAACAGGCGACCAGGCUUCAGAAAGAGUUCAACAACUACAUAAGAUGUAUACGGGCGGUGCAAACAGCAUCAAAGACGCUGAUGGAGGCGAUCACAGAAGUAUACGAGAGCGGGUGGUCUGGCCACGAUCUGCUGUACGUGCAGGCGCAGAACAUGGAGAUGCUGUGGCAGGACUUCUCGCACAAGCUCGGAGACCAAGUGCUGAUACCGCUUAAUACGUACACUAACCAGUUCCCGGAGGUCAGGAAAAAGAUCGAGAAACGCGGUAGAAAGUUAGUGGACUAUGACAGCCAAAGGCACAGCUUCCAAAAUCUGCAGGCGAACGCGGCUAAAAGAAGGGACGACGUCAAGGUGACGAAGGGUCGCGAGCAGCUGGAGGAGGCGAAGCGCACGUACGAGGUGAUGAACUCCGAGCUGCACGACGAGCUGCCCGCGCUCUACGACUCGCGCGUGCUCUUCUACGUCAACAACCUGCAGACGCUCUUCUCCGCCGAGCAGCUCUUCCACCACGAGAGCUCCAAGGUGUUCGCGGAACUGGAGGCCAUCACGGACAAGCUGGCGACGGACUGCCAGCGCGGCUCGUACAAGAAGUCCAACGCGACGCUCAACAACGUGGCGCCCGCCAUCGACUCCGCCCCACACAACGGACAAGCGCACACCGUGCAGACGCCCCCCUCCCCCGCGCUCAACGGUGACUCCCCCCCGCCGCCCGCCUCGCCGCCAUCCUCGCCGGCGCCCGCGUCAGCGCCUGCGCAGCACGACCACGAGCCCGAGAACAAACCAGAGAGCAAACCCCCCGCACCGACCGUGGCUCCAGCGCCGGCCGCCGCUCCGGCGCCCGAGCCCACGCUUAAUAACGUCGACGAAAAGGACAAGCCAAAAGAGAAGGAAAAAGAAAAGGAUAACGAUAAGAAGGUCGAGGAGUUAUACGACAUACCCGUCGGGUCACCGGCUCCGGAGAAGAUAAAUGAUAACGCUGAAACCGCUCCCGUAGAUGUAGAACAAAAGGUUGAAAAGGACCUCAAACAGAACAACGAGAAGACGGAGGAUGUAUACGAUAUACCUGUCGGGGCGACGCUGGCGGGGCUGCCGGCGGGCGCGCUGUACCGCGUGCGCGCCACCUACCGCUACACGCGCGAGGACUCCGACGAGCUCUCCUUCGACGUCGGCGACAUCAUACGCGUCGUCGAGUACGACGAUCCUGAUGAACAGGAGGAAGGCUGGCUGAUGGGUAUAAAAGAGUCGACGAACGAGAAAGGCAUGUUCCCGGCGAACUUCACGCGGCCCAUAUGAACCUAACUUGUUAUGUCGUCGACUAUUGUACUGCAGCGAGUGGCGACCGCUGCGUGAUCGAGAUAAAUACUGCGAAUAUUUGUGCAUUGGGGUAAUGUCACAUUUAAUCAUCUGUAUUAAUUUGUUCAUUAAAUUUAAUGUUUCAUAUCGUUUGUCUUCCAAUAUUAUUAAAAAGUGUGUAACUGAUAAUCAUAUUUUGGCUAGCUCAUACGCUAAACUCAUUUUACUUUCAAAGCAAUGUGACUAUUCAUUCACAUUUUGCGGUAUAUUUUAUAUAAAAAUACCUUAAUUUAUUUUAAAACAAAAUGUAAGUCACUAAAACGAUUUACGAACAAAUAUCGUGGAAUAAUUUGCAAAUUUGCUAUUUAGCAAAUUUAAAAAAGUUUUUAAAAAGUAUAAUAUACAGUUUAUCAUAAUCAUCAAUAGCUUGGAUUAAGUAACCAGAAAUCAAAAUAUCCCAGUAUUUAAAUCAAUCAUGCGACGGUCGACAACGCAUUCAAAACCAGCCUUGUACAAGAUACUUGUAUAAACAAUUAUACAAUAUGUCUUAACAAAUAUAAUCGUAACAAAUCAUGUUUAGUUGUUGAAUGUUUAUAGAUUAUAUAUUUAUUUAUUUUCUUUUUUUUUGUACUAAUGCCACCGUCCAAAGUUAAAGUAACUUAUGCAUAUUUAUACGAGAUUUGUAGUUCUAAAAUGCUAUUUCGACAUUAGAAUAUGGAAUUCCAGAUAUUUUUAUAUCAUGUUUAGCCUACAGAUAUAUUGACAUCAAGUAUUUAUUAUUCCUAAAUUAAGUAAAUACAUAAUACAUAAUGUUCAUUGGAGACUUUCUCUUUGGACGGUUUGGGCGAUGUAACAUUGUACAUAUGACGUAUGUUUAACCAUCGUUUUGCUUGAAAAUGCGUCGUUAUUUUCAUCUUAAUUAUUUUAUUUAUUGAACCCAAAAUGAUUAUGUUCGUUAUAGAAAACAACCGCAAUAAUUAAAAAGAAAAUAUUUGAUGAAAAAUAUAUUUUUAAAACAUAUUUAGGGACAUAGAGGUUGUUUUCUGCUCGCUAAUAUAUUUCAAAAUUAAUGACAAUAAUUUGAUAUGAUUAUUUGAAAAAUUAAUUUAUAAAAGAUUUAUAAUAUUUGCUCAUUGUUAUGUAAAAAAGUGACCUUAAAUUAAUAUUUCGAUGUAAUACAUUUUGAGCAUUUUAUUUUUGCAGCAUUCACUCUUGGCGAUCCUAUUUAGAUUCUAAAUGCGUGACUUUAUUUCGGAUUGCUUUUUUAAAUCUUUACCUCACUUAGAAAUCUUAUUACUAUCCAAUUUACUACCAAAUUAUUUAUGAUGCCAGAUGUCAUCAAAAGAUGGCGCUAAAUCGAGGCGCCUUGUGUGAAGCAACUUUGUGCUUGAAUCCUAUCCCUAAACAUCUUAAAUAAUCGACGUGUCAAUCAAACAUUACAACAAUAAAGAAUCCGUAGUCUCUGUGGAUUUAUAUAUCGCUUAUUAAAAAUAAAAAACUAUUAAAAACAUAGAGAAUAAAAAUAGAAUGAUUGUUGGAAGUCGUAGCACAUUUUUUGUUUUCAAUGAGCGGUAUAUUAUACAGAGUAUAACUGCGAACUGUAACGUAAGUCUCAAUAUCUUAUAUUUCCAUAUACACCUGCAUUUCAUUUUCUCGGUUUGCAUUUUAAUAGUAAACAUAUUUUCCCCAUGUGUGUUGUAUGAAGGGAAACUAAAAGAAUUCUUGUAAUCAGCGUUCAUUUGUCAUAUUGUAUUCAUAAGCCAACACUAUAUUUUCUUCCAAUGAUCAUUGAGUAAUAUGAAAGAAUUCUUCUCCAAUCCAUAUUUUCUAGAUUAUUAGUCUCUAAUAGUAAGAGCACCAUUGAAAAGGAAUUCUUUUAGCUUCCAUUCAGAUAAGAAUCGAGGUUAAGUUUUAGUGUAUAUAAUAUUGAUUUUUAAAGUUUUGUUGACGCCCAUUUUAUUGUAUUGUUAAUUAAUAUAACACAUUAAGUCGAAAUCGAAUAUAUUUAGCUACAAUAUAAUAAAUGGUUUUCAAUUUAAGUAGAAUUAUUUUUGGUUAAUAUUAACACUAUUAGUGAACCUGAUACUAACUGUUACUUUAAUUCUAUUAUGCUUACAAUUUAUGAGUGUGGAGUAGCGUUUUCGAACUGGAGACAAAGAUUUAAUAUAUCUGACAUAUCUGUAUCGUAAUUUUAAUUUAAAUAAGGGUAGACAUAAAUUUUACUUCAAUGAAUAUCGUAACUAACGCCAUCUGUCGAAAUAGUUAUACAAAUUGUUAAUAUUGCAACUCGGACGUGCCUCCAAUUCGUCAACGCCAUUUAUAAGUGUAGUAAACAUUAUGCUCAGAACAAACAUUGAUAUUACAACGCCUGUGUCAAAAAAGGGUGCUUUGAAAAAAUGUACAUAAAUUAUAUAUUUUACAUUUUUUACCCCCUGUUUAUAGAUUAAGGAGUGAUUGAAUCAUGUGUUCUAAUUUAUAAUCAGCCAUUGAGCGGAGUCAAUGCGAGAUAAAAAAUAUUUUCUCCCAUUCAAAAACAGAAUGAUCUGUUCGAUGGGACUUGAUAUUUUUAAGUAUUACAAUAUUUUAACCAAAUUAAAGUUUUACUUCGUGUCGUGUAACGUGGGUGGCCUGUUAUCAUUGCUAAACAGCUGUGGCCUUUGAAGUGGCGGUUUAUGAAUUUUAGUCGUUUUUGUGUCAGUUUGACUGAUGGUUGUCGGAAGUUCAUUUGACGUAGAGUGUAGAUCGACGCGUCGAUAGUUGUGGCUUUAUUGUCAGCAGUGCCAUGCGAGCUCCAUAAUGUAACGUUAUUUUAUAAGUUUGUUAGGACUUGUACAGUUUUUACAACUGCAAAUAAAAUGUUUCACACAUA